AUCAGAAACAUUUUCUUCACGGCAACUGAGUUUGGAUUCGGUUUGAGCUUCUUGAAUGAUGUUUGAAUACAAAAACACGGGAAUAUGUAAAAGGGUUGUCUUGUUUCCGCAAAAAAAGGAAGCAGCCCCAGUUCAUGUUUCGAAUGGCUAAGUCGGAUUUCCAAGUUAAAUCUGCAGAAAACGGUGACUUUUAUGACAUACUGGCAACUGAAGGGGUUGAGUUCCUUCUGUCACAUGGUGGAGGGGUACCGGUGGAAUAUAUUCAUGGGAAGAAGAUUUGUCUCUUCUUCUCUGCAAACCGGUGCAGGCCUUGCAAGGAAUUCAUGCCUAGGCUAGUAAAACUCUACCAAACUCUCCAGGAACGAGGGGAACAAGAUCUGGAGAUCGUUUUCAUCUCCUUUGAUCAUGAUGAGACCUUAUACUAUGAGCAUUUCUGGUGCAUGCCAUGGCUUGCAGUUCCUUUCAGUGCGAGUUUGAGCAAGAAACUGAAAGACAACUAUAAGAUUGUCAGUAUUCCAUCUCUUGUUCCUCUCUCUCCAGACAGAUUCUUUGUUGAUGAUGAUGAUGUGAUUGGUUUGAUCGAGGAUUAUGGUUCUGAAGCAUAUCCUUUCACUAAAAAUAGAAGAGAAGAGCUCAAAGCCAUUGAUGAUGCCAAACGGGUCGGAGGGCAUUUGGAGAAACUCCUGACACAUGAAUCUCGAUAUCAUGUUGUUUCCAGAGAUGGAAGUAAGGUUCAAGUUUCUGAACUUGUGGGCAAAACCAUAGGGUUAUACUUUGGUGCAGACUGGUGCCUGCCUUGUCGUUCCUUCACCUCUCACCUCGUACAAGUCUACAACGACCUUUCAGUCACGGCCGAAAACUGUUUCGAAGUCAUCCUAGUCUCAACCGACCGAGACCCUGUAGAAUUCGACAAGAACAUGAGCAGCAUGCCUUGGUUGGCAAUCCCUUAUGAGGACAGAACAUGCCAGGAUCUUGUCAGGAUCUUCAACAUCAAACUCAUCCCCUCCCUUGUAAUCAUAGGACCGGAAGGGAAAACGCUAAACGCGAACGCGAGAGCCAUGAUAUCCUUGUACGGGGCGAGGAGUUAUCCGUUCACUGACUCGAGAAUCGCAGAGAUUGAAGCUUGUCUGAAGAAAGAAGGCGAGGCAUUGCCACGAUGCGUGAAGGACAAGAAGCAUGAACAUGAUCUGAAUCUGGACAUGGCAAAAGCUUAUGUAUGUGAUUUCUGCAAGAAACAAGGCUCGUUCUGGGCGUUCUCGUGCGAUGCCUGCGACUACGAUCUCCAUCCCACAUGUUUGGAACAACAAGAGAUACCAUCGUUUUAGGAAUUCUGCUUUUGUCAGAAAGAUUACUAUUUUUAGAAAACAGUAUCUGUCUGUUCCCAGUUAUGUUCUGUGGAUAGGAUCCAAAAUAAACUGAUUUCAUUGUCUUUUUUUUUUCAAUUUUUUGUUGUAAGGAUCCCGAGCAGAAGUUGGUCAGGAUCAUGUACGGUACAUCUUCUUCUACAUGC
Molecule: messenger RNA, 1510 nt
Organism: Tarenaya hassleriana
Lineage: Eukaryota; Viridiplantae; Streptophyta; Magnoliopsida; Brassicales; Cleomaceae
Product: probable nucleoredoxin 3
Exons: 4
Coding region: 135-1325 (396 amino acids)
Molecular function (GO): thioredoxin-disulfide reductase (NADPH) activity
Source: RefSeq, a predicted model, not a curated record